AUGACCGAUCCCUUUUCAAACCCAUUCGUGCAAUCCUCAAGCUCCCACCUUGUGGAGAACAGGUCUAGUGAUGACGAAGCGAGCAGAGCGACACAAUCGAGUCGCGAAUUUAGGUCUGAAUGGAGGAAUGGUCCUUUCGACGACUUCCAGAAUUCGGAAUGGCGCCAAGACCUUGCGCAAUUUCCAGAUGUUCCAGCAGACCUGCAAGAUGUAGGAUCGCAUGUGGGUGAUAGCACGACCGCUGAAGACGCGCUUUUGUUGCGAUAUGGAUUGGACAAAUCCUGCUUGCCACCUCAGCUAGAGUCGGCUGGUCACUUAGGGAUAUCGGCUUUGAAUGGUGGGAAGGUCCUCGUCAAAAGGGCUGCGAGAUCCGAUAUUGGUCCAUCGGAAGCGCUGAUGAGAGAGAUCGCGGUACUGAGUGCUGUUUCGGACAGGCAUGUUCCAGAUCUGGUUGAAAGUACAGAGCUUCUGGGAUAUAUCUGGACCGUCACUGAAUGCAAGCCUGGGAUAUCUUUGCAACAUUACAUGCAAGCUCAUCAGCCACUAUCCGGCGACCAAAUCAAGUCACUCAUUACACAGCUCUUCUCUGGAGUGGCCGUCAUCUUCAACUCGGGCUUUGCUCACCUACGGAUUUUCGAUGAGACGGUUUUUGUCGAUGACGCUGGUGAGCUUACCAUUAGAGAUUUUCAGCACGCCUACAAAUACACGAUGGAAGCUGUCGAUGACAUCAACGCAUCUGCCGACGCAAAAAUUGGCGAUGACAUAUUCACUGCACCAGAAGUGUUUUCAAAUGUUCGAUAUAAUGCGCGCAAGGCUGUAAUGUGGAGCUGUGGUGUGAUUGUCUAUCUCAUAUGCACAGGCCAGACAGAUCGGCUUUCGAACCUGGCCCAUCCUGCAUUUGAAAGUGAAAUUUCAACAAAAUCGAAGAGAAAAAUGUCUACCGCUUCGCAACAAGCAUUGAAAGUUCCAGUCGUGAAUUACCCUGAUCGCUUCACAGUACCUGCCUGGGCCAGAGACAUCAUCUCCAAAAUGCUCCAAGUGGAACCUCUCAAGCGAGCCGAAUUGAUCGAAGUAGCCGCAAAGGUGCCCAAGGAAUUCGUGGGCAAAGAGACGAGACCAUUGAUGGAGUUGGCGUGGCUCGACUAUAAGUCACACGUUGGUCCUCUUGCAGGUUUAUCGCAAGGCGCUUCCGAUGAUUCUAGUUUGUUCUCUUUUGGUGGAUCAAGCGUCUUCAGCAGACAGUCGUUUAGCCAACUGCUUCCCGGUCGGAGGAAGAGCUCCGUUGCUAGAAACUGGACGGCGGCGGCUACACCGACUGAUGCCGGUAGGAGGAAAUCCUUCUUCAGAUAG
This is a messenger RNA of Exophiala bonariae, 1350 nucleotides long. RefSeq lists its product as uncharacterized. Gene Ontology annotation, molecular function: ATP binding; protein serine/threonine kinase activity. Gene Ontology annotation, biological process: signal transduction; protein phosphorylation. Lineage: Eukaryota; Fungi; Ascomycota; Eurotiomycetes; Chaetothyriales; Herpotrichiellaceae. The coding region runs from base 1 to 1350 and encodes 449 amino acids. The record is from RefSeq and is a predicted model, not a curated record. The transcript has 2 exons.